AUGGAGCGCGGGGGCGGAGGCGGGGGGAGCCUCGAGCUCGCCGGCGGCGGCGGUGGAGGGGGGGCCGCCGGAAACGCGGAACUCUGCCUCCAAGAUCUCGUCACCAACAAUGCUAGUCUAUCCGUUCAACAUCAUCAGCACGCUGCAGCUGCAGCAUCCAUGGCUGGACUACAUGGUGAUCAUCUUCAAGGUAGCAUGCAUCAUCACGACAUUCAUGGUAAUUCCCAUCACGAUGCUACUACCACUAUGCUACACAAUUCUAGUCAUCAGUUGCAUCACGAACCGUUGGAGAAACUUAAACUAUGGGCGCAAAGCGAUUUUCGAGAUGAAACAAACGGCGGUUUGGCAAGGCUCGAUUCAACGGGUCACGGGGCACAUACACCGGGUGGAAGCAAUCCUGGUACACCUGGUGUCACUUCGACGAUGACACAGUCAGCAGGAUUUUCAACGGCUCAACCGAGAUCACGAACAAAUACCACGCACAGGCCGAACAUACAAAAAGGUAUUGGACUAACAGAAGUUAAACACGAGUUGGGUGCCGGUGGUGGUGUCGUAUCUCCCGAUGGUGUUGUUGGCGUUAACGACACGGAUGACAAGGAUGGUAAAAAGAACAAACGUCAAAGGCGACAGAGAACACACUUCACGUCUCAACAACUUCAGGAUUUGGAGGCCACGUUUAUGAGAAACCGAUAUCCGGAUAUGUCCAUGAGAGAAGAAAUUGCGUUGUGGACGCACUUGACGGAAGCUCGAGUCAGGGUAUGGUUUAAGAACAGGCGAGCAAAAUGGAGGAAAAAGGAAAGGAACGCUUUGAACGCGGCAGCUGCGGCCGCUGAUUUUGGGAAAUCGGGUUUCAGUACGGCCAGUUUGAAUGGAUUCAUCGGUCAACCCUUUCCGGAUCCGGACACGCUUUACAGUUCGUACAGCACGUACAACAAUUGGGCAGCUAAAGUACCGUCGCCCUUAAGCAGCAAAACGUUUCCAUGGGUGAACACGUUGAGUUCGGUGGUACCUACCGCUUCUCAUCAUCAUCAUCACGCCCAAGUCAGUCCGGUGAAUUGUUUCAACGCGUCUACCUCGGUGGCCGGAAGUCACGUGAGCGGUAUGUCGGUGUCCGUCGGUCAGGCCGCUACCUCGAUGUUACCUGGGAUGAGUUCGGGAUUGGGGGUCGCCGGUUCCCCGGUUGCAGCAUCUAGUGCAGCGUGCCCUUAUGCGGCCCCGGCAGCACCGCAUCAUCCCUACGGUCCGCCGGUUUACACGCCCCAUCAUAGAACGGCCGGGCCGCCGGAAACGUGCACGGUGAUGACGUCUAGCAGCAUCGCGUCGUUGCGAUUGAAGGCUAAACAACAUAGCAGCGGUUAUGGUGGUUCCACUGGUGGAUCAUUCGGAGGUGGUGGUACGAGCGGUGCGACUACCGGUAGCAUAAGUCCAGUUAGUUCAAGGGCGUCCUCGGUCGGUGGUAGUCUCAGUGCCUGUCAAUACGCUUUGACGAGCGGGGCCGGGGCGAACCCCCAUUCGCCAGGCGGGCCCGAGGCCCACGCGACCGCGAGGGCCCAGGUCUGAGGCGAAGCGGGGGCUACCUCUAGCCCCCAUCACCAUGGUGUACCUUCGAAUUCCGGCAAUGGCAUUGGCGGUGGUGGCAGCGCGGCUGCGGCCGCAGCUGCAGCCGCGGCUGCUGCCGUUGCGGCGGCCAAUCAAGUUGUCCUCACUGGUGUUAAUUCUCAACAACAGACUACUGACAAUCAGCUUAGGUCGCAGGAGUGACCCAGGCC
This is a messenger RNA of Polistes canadensis, 1769 nucleotides long. RefSeq names its product pituitary homeobox x (gene Ptx1). Gene Ontology annotation, biological process: anatomical structure morphogenesis; regulation of transcription by RNA polymerase II. Lineage: Eukaryota; Metazoa; Arthropoda; Insecta; Hymenoptera; Vespidae. The coding region runs from base 1 to 1560 and encodes 519 amino acids. The transcript is spliced from 5 exons. Gene Ontology annotation, cellular component: nucleus. Gene Ontology annotation, molecular function: RNA polymerase II cis-regulatory region sequence-specific DNA binding; DNA-binding transcription factor activity, RNA polymerase II-specific. The record is from RefSeq and is a predicted model, not a curated record.